GAACAUUCACUUGUAUAAUUCAGUUUAGUGAUAUUCACUGAUCAAAUUUUGUUUAAUAUUUUUCCAUACAGGAAUGAUCUGGGAAAAGUGAAUAAAACUCCGAAACAGUUUUUUGAUCUACCCAUGGAAAAAAAGAAGAAGUACGACAUCAAUCAAGAAUGCUUUGGCUACAUCGGGAUCGGAGUAGAGAAGAUAAAGAAUACUUGAUGAAAUGUCAUUCUCGAAUGAACGAUGCAAGGAAUUUAACGACGCUCAGAACACAUUACUAUUCGCACACACCCGAUAAGUGUUCGUUCAAACCAGGUCAAGUUCGUCCUGGUGAACAUACUGAUUUUGGAUCUUUUACUAUUUUGUUUCAAGAUAAGGUGGGCGGACUGCAGGUGAAAGCCAGCAAUGGAGAAUACGUGGAUGCCACAUCUUUUACUAUUUUGUUUCAAGAUAAGGUGGGCGGACUGCAGGUGAAAGCCAGCAAUGGAGAAUACGUGGAUGCCACUCCUAUACCGGGAACAGCAUUAGUAAACAUAGGAGAUGCAUUGCAGUUUUGUACGCAAGGAAGACUCAAAUCAACGGAACACAGAACACUGAAAACAAUGACAUUUUCUCGCCCAGAAAAGCUUCACAAGUCACCGAUGAACCCGUUACUGUUCUUCAGUAUUUGAAAAAGCAAUACAAAAGCAUUAACUUACAAAGGCUGAAUGAUCACAGUGAAUAACAAUGCGAACACUUUCAGAUAAAAUGUUAAGGAAUCAAAAUUUGUUUUAUCAUUACGAUCAGCUUGAAAUUAAUUGUUCUGUUGCAACAAGAAAGAUUAUAUUUACAGUAUAUAUAUAUUUAUAUAUCGUUUCCGUCUCUAUUUUCUUCCUCAGAGCAGCAGUUUUUUCUUUUGAUUUGAGCAACUGACGAAUCAACCAUAGCAAAUAAAUCUUAUGUCAACGUUGCAAGUACUUAAUUUUAUACCAAUUAUUUAUAGUCAAUCACAAGAAUAGAAUCUUUUUACAACCCAGUUUGAAAUUGGCCCACAUUUGUUUCAUUGUCCUAAGUUAGGAUAGAUAGAAAGCAUGGUGGUGCAUGACAUUUUUGAGACACCUAAAUGACUCAAAACAAUACUACAAAAGCAAACUAAAUUUUACUCGUACGUUUUUACAGGAGUGUGGUUGAAAGAUUAUGUGCCAAAAAGCCCACAAUUAUUUAGAAAUCUAGAUGGCAAUAAAACGUUACUUCAAAUAAUCAUUCAUUACACUUACUUGUAUUACAAAUGUCUCUUGUGUGUAUCUGAAUGGAUAGCACAUUGUCUCACUCGCAACGAACGUUGCCGGAAUGAGCUAGAAAACUAAGUCAAAUAAACUUAAU
Molecule: messenger RNA, 1350 nt
Organism: Styela clava
Lineage: Eukaryota; Metazoa; Chordata; Ascidiacea; Stolidobranchia; Styelidae
Source: RefSeq, a predicted model, not a curated record